CCAUAGACACAGAGGUUCGUUCACUAGCGCACUAGCUACCUAGCUAAUUUCGUAUGCCACUGGAAGACAUGGGUGCUGUGUUUCUCAGCCAUUACUGACAGCGGUACAGCUGAGAGUCUACUUAGCUAUAACAAGAAAAAAAAACUAAGAGCCAUCUUCACAUCAAGCUGCCACGUUAGACGUGAACAUGGAGUCCAUGCUGAACAAGUUAAAAAGCACUGUCACCAAAGUGACGGCAGAUGUCACCAGUGCUGUCAUGGGCAACCCAGUGACACGGGAGUUUGAAGUUGGGCGACAUAUUGCCAGCGGAGGUCCUGGUUUGUGUUGGAGAAUCUACAAUGGCACUAAGAAGUCCACCAAACAGGAAGUGGCAGUGUUUGUGUUUGAUAAAAAGAUGGUUGAUAAGUAUCAGAAAUUUGAGAAGGACCAAAUUGUUGAUUCACUGAAAAAGGGGGUGCAACAGCUGACCAGACUGCGCCACCCACGUCUCCUGACUGUGCAGCAUCCUCUUGAAGAGUCACGAGACUGCUUGGCGUUUUGUACAGAGCCGGUGUUUGCCAGUCUGUCCAAUGUGUUGGGCCAGUGGGAGAACUUGCCCUGCCCCAUGCCCAACGACAUUAAGGAGUACAAACUCUACGAUGUGGAGACCAAGUAUGGCUUACUACAGAUCUCGGAGGGUUUGUCCUUUCUGCACAGUGGGGUGAAAAUGGUCCACGGCAACUUGUGCCCAGAGAACAUCAUCCUCAACAAGAGUGGAGCCUGGAAGAUUAUGGGAUUUGACUUCAGCAUCUCCUCUACUAACCCCUCAGAUGCUGAGCUUAAGUACACAUGUAAAGAGUGGGAGCCCAACCUCCCGCCACUCUGCCUCCCCAACCCCGAGUACCUGGCCCCUGAGUACAUCCUGUCCGUUAGCUGUGACUCCGCCUCCGACAUGUACUCGCUGGGCGUGGUCAUGCAUGCCGUCUUUAAUGAGGGCAAGCCUGUUUUUAAAGUCAACAAGCAUGACAUAUUUAAGAGCUUCAGCAGGCAACUGGACCAGCUGAGCAGCAUAAGUCCAGCAGUGUUGAACAAGAUCCCAGAAGAGGUUCGGGAGCAUGUCAAAAUGCUACUCAGCGUCACACCCAACGUCCGACCAGAUGCAGACCAGAUGACCAAGAUCCCAUUUUUUGAUGACGUGGGUGCUGUGACCCUGCAGUACUUUGACUCCCUCUUCCAGAGGGAUAACCUACAGAAGUCCCAGUUCUACAAAGGCCUCCCUAAAGUCCUGCCCAAACUACCCAAGAGAGUGGUGGUGUAUCGAAUCUUGCCGGCGCUGACCUCUGAGUUUGUCAACCCGGACAUGGUUCCCUUCGUGCUCCCCAACGUGCUGCUGAUCGCUGAGGAGUGCACCAAGGAGGAGUACAUUCGUCUCAUCCUGCCUGACCUCACUCCUGUUUUCAAGCAGCAAGAGCCCAUUCAGGCUAGUAAUAUGAUUCUGCUGAUAUUCCUGCAGAAGAUGGACCUACUGUUGACCAAGACACCCUCGGAGGACAUUAAGAACAGCGUGCUGCCUAUGGUUUACAGAGCUCUGGAAGCCCCUUCUGUUCAGAUUCAGGAGCUGUGCCUGAACAUCAUCCCAACGUUUGCCAACCUGAUUGACUACCCGUCCAUGAAGAACUCCCUCAUCCCUCGAAUUAAAUCAGCCUGCCUACAGACCUCUUCCCUUGCUGUACGAGUGAACUCUUUGGUGUGUCUAGGGAAAAUUUUGGAGUAUCUCGACAAGUGGUAUGUCAUUGAUGAGAUCCUGCCCUUCCUACAACAGAUCCCUUCCAGAGAACCAGCAGUACUCAUGGGCGUUCUAGGAAUCUAUAAGUGCACCUUCAGCCACAAAAAAUUGGGCAUCCCCAAAGAGCACCUUGCCACCAAGAGUCUGCCCCACCUUGUGUCUCUUAGUAUAGACAACAACCUCAACCUUAACCAGUUUAACUCGUUCAUGGUGGUUAUACGGGACAUGCUGAGUCGCAUGGAGAAUGAACACAAGACCAAGUUGGAGCAGCUGCACAUCAUGCAGGAGCAGCAGAGGAGUAUAAACAUCUCAAACCCAGGGAACCAGUCCGAGCAGACCAAGAGCCCACCUAGCAGUGGCAACCAGAUUGAUGAUAUCUUUGGCAGCACAGGGGUUAACGGGAAAGAGAAUGGAUCUGCACCGACAGCUCCACAGCCUAAUAGAAUGUCUCUGACUCUGGAGGAGAAACAGCGAUUGGCUAAGGAACAGGAGCAGGCAGCCAAACUGAGGAACCAGCAGCCAUUAGCUCCACAGAGUAUGCAGCCAGCCAACACCAACAACGCAAAGACUAAGGAUCUGACAAGCAGCCUGCUCAAUAGCAUGACAUCUCUAAACAGCCUGUCCUUGGCCCACACAGCAAGACCAGCCCCAGUGCAGGGCACCACCAUCCCUGCCUUCCCCUCCUCCGGCCCCAUGGUGGGCUCCAUGGGAGCCCCGGUCUCCAACGGCUUUAACCCACCCAUGGGCUUUCAGACAGGAGGCAUGGGGAUGGGCAUGCGUCCCUGCGUCCCCGCUCUCUACGGCGGCUUGGCCACCACCACUAGCACCCCAAACUUUGGAGCCCUCACGCAGAAUCAAGGACCUGUUGGACAGACAAAUAAAGCCCCCAACUUAUCAGCCUUGGACAGUCUGUUCACACCCAGCCAGCCCAAAGUCACCCUCAACCAAAUGGGUCCAAAGGCUACACCUGGCACCAACACCCCUUGGCUCAAUCAGUUUGGUUCAGCCCAGAACGCUCAGACUCAGAUGCAGGGUGCACCCGUAGGUGUAGGAGGAGUGCCUGGUGGGUUUGGGAUGCAAGCAAACCCUUUUUUCAGCCCGCAGAACUUUUCUCAACCUGCUGCUGCCCCUAGCCUGAACCAAAGUGGAAUUAAACAUAGUUCAUCUGUCAACAAUGAUCUGAAAGACUUAUUCGGCUAAACGUAAAUUAAAAAAAAUAGAUGCCAGGUGAAGUAUAUUCCUUUAAUAUCAUUGGAUAGAAGAUCCUUGAAUUCUCACAGAACAAGACACUAAUUGAAUGUGACGAUUUCAAAUCCUUUGCUGAUCGUGUUUUUAAUCUGACCUGGUAUGAAUUCUGACUCUUGCUCACAUUCAGCCCAUCUGAAAUUUUGUUUCUACUUGACCAGAAGGUUGGGUGGGAACUCCUUCUUAUAUGCUGUGUUCUUUCAAUGCUGGGGUUUCCUACUUUUUUGUACUUGACAUUCUUGGGAGUCUAAAUGUUAUGAGUUGAUAUUAAUCCCAACUCGGUUUAUUCAGGAAGGUUUUGAGUUCAUUUCAUGAGUGAUUGAAUAGAUUUCACUUCCUGAAUAAGUUGCAUCAGAAUGACCUCUUUUUAAAAAUUGGCAGUAAAAGAAGGGAAAAGUGGCUUCACAUCUGCUUAGUUUUAGGCUUCUGUAUCUUUAUUGCUUCUCCAGACUAUUUUAGAAUUUGCUGCAUGUCUAAAGUGAUCAGAGAGUUGGCUUAAAAACAAAAAACGCAAAUACCAAAAUGUCCAAGCCCAGUGGGAGGUAGCUUGAUGUGUAGCACUGACAAGCCUGCAGUCACUGAUCUACAUCCAGGAGGCUCCUCGGUGGAGAUCUGAAAAGGCGUGUGGAAAAUUGAAAGCCCAACCGUCUCGGUUCAGAUGAGAAAAACCAAGUAGCCCCACUGCAGUCUGUCUCCAUGGUAACUGUUUCACUGCAGCACCAGAAACCUGAAGCAGUCCGGGUUUUUUUACCCUUUGGACUCAUUCUUUUAUUAUCAGGUUCCAAGGCUGCUAAGCUUGCUUUUUUUUCUCCAUUGCUUAAUUUGACAUCUAAGCGAGCGUGUUGAAAAGGGAAGGGUUAGUUUUGUCUGGUUAAAGUUUCUUGACUACCAUUUCACCUCCUUUGAUAACAA
Etheostoma spectabile (orangethroat darter) is the source of this 3922-nucleotide messenger RNA. RefSeq names its product SCY1 like pseudokinase 2 (gene scyl2). NCBI's taxonomy places the organism in Eukaryota, Metazoa, Chordata, Actinopteri, Perciformes, Percidae. The coding region runs from base 188 to 2965 and encodes 925 amino acids. Gene Ontology annotation, biological process: protein phosphorylation. The transcript is spliced from 19 exons. Gene Ontology annotation, molecular function: protein kinase activity; ATP binding. The record is from RefSeq and is a predicted model, not a curated record.